Mycena indigotica is the source of this 1650-nucleotide messenger RNA. RefSeq names its product HTH CENPB-type domain-containing protein. Gene Ontology annotation, cellular component: nucleus. Bases 82 to 1650 code for a protein of 522 amino acids. NCBI's taxonomy places the organism in Eukaryota, Fungi, Basidiomycota, Agaricomycetes, Agaricales, Mycenaceae. The transcript has 3 exons. Gene Ontology annotation, molecular function: DNA binding. The record is from RefSeq and is a predicted model, not a curated record.
GGUCACUCGGUGUCACAGCAGGAAACUGCCUUUUCCUCAGCAUGCAGCUUUAAGAGUUGCAACGUGGAGUGGCUUUUCACAAUGCAGCCUUCCGGAUUCUACCACCAACAGGACUGGGGCUAUCCCACUCCCAACCCGAGCCCACAGGUUGAGCCUCGAACUGGGCCCAUCCGUAACAGUGGCCCUCUCACUCGACGACAACGCGCUGCGCUCCAACACGAGCCUUCACGACCAGCGACGCCUGGGCAGUCGCCUCAUCAUGACCAGUUUGCCCAUUCCCUGGCUGAUACCACUACGCCUACAUACCAUUCUCCACUUACCCCGACCUCUUCCACGUCGUCAUUCUCACCGUAUAGGGCCAGCUUCUUCGCCGCCCACUCGAGGUCUAAUUCCAUAUCGACAAAUCCACGCUCUGCAUCACCCGCCCUUAGCACAAUCUCGGCGCUAACGUCUAUCUCGUCACAUUCUGUCCCAAAGUCGUUCGGAAGCACAACAGCAGCUCAUUCAGAAUCGGAGCGCCCCAAAAAGCAGCGUCUGUUCAACACUCAGCGACGGGAAAUCUGCGAGUUUCAUCUUUCCCAUCCCAACGCGCGCCAAGAAGAUAUUGCGCGACAAUUUGGCGUCGAACGCAGCACUGUCAGCAAAAUUCUCAAGAAUAAAACAAAGUGGCUCAAUAUUGACGUGAAUGAAACCCUGAAGAUCGCCAAACAUCGGCCAUCCAAAUUCCCCGAGAUCGAAGUGGACAUGGUCAAAUGGCUACUUGAAUGUCGUGACAACAACGUCAUUCUGAGCGACGCCCAAAUCCGCAACAAAGCCAAAGAGAUCGCCCUCAGCCUUGGUGUUGGUGAAGACCGUUUCAAAGCGAGCUCUGGAUGGAUUGAGAACUUCAAGCACCGUCAUGGUGUCAAGGCGGGCAUCUGGCAGGGUGAAGGCAAAAACGUGCGAGCUGCCCGAGCACUUGGCCUCGGACCACCGGCAGAUGCGCCGCCACCCAUACUAUCCCAGUCUGACCUCAUUGCCUUCGAUAACGAUGCCACAAUGGAAGAGCUCGAACAUGUCGGUCUCCUUCCUCCUCCCAGUAGCAGUGCUCGCCCACCACACAUCGAUGAAGCAACUGACCAGCCAGCGUGGCUCUCCAAUCCCGUUGAGCCACCUACCACUCACCCUGUCCGACAGUCCGCGCAAAUCGAAACGGCAUCAGAAACUCCAUCGUGGCUUUCGCAACCUGCCGAUACACAGCCUUUAACGACUCAGCAACCACUAGCCCCAGCCUGGCUUCCCCAGUCAACAGACUCGAUUCCGUCCCCACACCAACACCAACAUCAACCGCCUCCACUUGUCCAACGCACUUUGUCUGACCCUGGGCCGAGCACGGUUCAAUAUAGUCCAACGGUUGAAAUGAACGAUCAGGGACAUGUCUUUGAGGCGUUAUAUGAGCGUGCGCCACAACGGCCGGCAUCGCUCUCUGAAGCAGAGGUUGCGCUCACAACUGUCAUCAACUUUUUCGACACGGCUGGGCAGAAUAUGGUCCAGCCACACGAGCGUGACGUGCUCGCCACGUUGAAAUACACGCUAUUCCAGGCAACAAGUAGCUUGCCCUACGACCGAACGACGAUCGCAUACGAACAGGGCCAACAGGUUGUGCGUUGA